This is a messenger RNA of Myripristis murdjan (pinecone soldierfish), 1521 nucleotides long. RefSeq names its product creatine kinase, mitochondrial 2a (sarcomeric) (gene ckmt2a). Lineage: Eukaryota; Metazoa; Chordata; Actinopteri; Holocentriformes; Holocentridae. The transcript is spliced from 9 exons. Gene Ontology annotation, biological process: phosphocreatine biosynthetic process. Gene Ontology annotation, cellular component: mitochondrion. Gene Ontology annotation, molecular function: creatine kinase activity. The record is from RefSeq and is a predicted model, not a curated record. The coding region runs from base 1 to 1254 and encodes 417 amino acids.
AUGGCAAACUCUUUCACACGUCUGAUGUCUGGCCGCAAUGCUGCCGUUGUAUUGGCCAGCUUGGGCGCAGGUACAAUGGCAACUGGCUUCCUGAUGAGUGAGAAUGGCACUCUGGCUGCUGAUACAAAGAAGAAGCUUUAUCCUCCCAGCGCUGACUUCCCUGACCUGAGGAAACACAACAACUGCAUGGCUUCUGCUCUGACUCCAGCCAUUUACGCCAAACUGAGGGACAAGCUCACUCCCAACAACUGGACCCUGGACCAGUGCAUCCAAACUGGGGUGGACAACCCUGGACACCCCUUCAUCAAGACCGUGGGCUGUGUGGCUGGUGACGAGGAGAGUUAUGAGGUGUUUGCUGAACUCUUUGACCCAGUCAUCAAAGACAGGCAUAAUGGCUACGAUCCCAGAACCAUGAAGCACCCCACUGAUCUGGACGCCUCCAAGAUCACACAUGGCAUGUUUGAUGAGAACUAUGUGUUGUCGUCCCGUGUCCGGACUGGCCGUAGUAUCCGUGGGCUGAGUCUCCCCCCCGCCUGCAGCAGGUCUGAGCGCCGUGAGGUGGAGCGGGUGGUUGUGACGGCCCUGGCCGGCCUGAAGGGAGACCUGGCCGGCCGCUACUACAGUCUGGGAGAGAUGACUGAGCAGGAGCAGCAGCAGCUCAUUGACGAGCACUUCCUGUUUGACAAGCCUGUGUCUCCUUUACUUACUGCGGCCUUCAUGGCCCGCGACUGGCCUGAUGCCAGAGGGAUCUGGCACAACAAUGAAAAGACCUUCCUGAUCUGGAUUAAUGAGGAGGACCACACCAGAGUUAUCUCUAUGGAGAAGGGAGGCAACAUGAAGAGAGUGUUUGAGCGAUUCUGCAGAGGACUCAAGCAGGUGGAGAAGCUGAUCCAGGAGAGAGGCUGGGAGUUCAUGUGGAACGAGCAUCUCGGCUACAUCCUCACCUGUCCCUCAAACCUGGGCACUGGCCUCCGGGCUGGGGUGCACGUACGCCUGCCCAAACUCAGCAAGGACCCACGUUUCUCCCAAAUCCUGAACAACUUGAGGCUGCAAAAAAGAGGCACAGGAGGAGUUGACACAGCUGCCACUGGGAACGUUUUUGACAUUUCCAACAAUGACCGUCUGGGCAAAUCUGAAGUGGAGCUGGUUCAGCUGUUGGUUGAUGGAGUCAACUACCUGAUUGAGUGUGAGAAGAGGCUGGAGAAGGGCCAGGACAUCAAAAUCCCAGCCCCCGUUCCCCAGUUCAAGAAAUGAAAGCUGUAGUCAUCAUCACGAGAGAGUCAAAGAGAGAGAGGGCAGUCGCUCCAACCAUCCAAACUGAGUCAGUUUGAAACACACUAGCAGAAACACGUCCACCUGUCAGCGCAGGGGUGGACGUUUCUUUCUUUAUCCUUCCUAUGAAAAUUGCAGAUCUUUAGGGUAGUCUAAUUGUAGACGUGAUCUGUGGUUAGGGACAAAUUCUACCUCAGGCUAAGGUCUUUACUGUAUCCCUAACUUCAAUAAAACCAACAAUGUUAAACA